CACCAGGCGUCUCCAGGAGAUUCUGACUCACAUGGAUCUCAGACGCUGUCUCGUCAGUCAUCGUGUCCUCAGUCGUCUCAGGAUGGACAUCCAGUCGGUCCUCAGGGCUCUGUCCCUGUCUCUGUCUCUGUCUCUGUCCCUGUCUCUGCUGCUCUGGACUUCAGGAGGGGCCCUCGGAGACGACGGCUGGCACAUGAAGGUGGAGGCGGAGGUGCGGGGCAUCGAGGGUUACCCGGUGGUGCUGCCCUGCACCUUCAGCCACCCCCAGCACUCCCAGCAUUCGUCCCUGCAGGUGAUCUGGCGCCUGGGCCACGGCCAGGGCGCCACCGUCCUGUACCGCUGCUCCAGUCGGCCCGGGACCAGCGCCUGUGAGCCGGGGCCACAGCAGGACCAGCGCUACCGGCUGGAGGGGAACCCCAGGGAGCACGUCCUGUCGCUGCGCAUCAACGGCGCCACCCUGCAGGACAGCGGGCGCUACUACUGCAGGGUGGAGGUUCAGGGACGAGAACACAUCAGCUUCGAGGACAAGAUGGGGACCAGACUCAGAGUGGAGGCUCCUCCAAAGAUCCUGGACCUGAUGGUGGAGGGCAGCGACCAGUCCGGGUUCAGAGCCGUGUGCCGGGUCCAGGGCUCCCCGCUACCAGACGUGCAGUGGCUCGGUCCAGACGACCUCCUGGAGGGGUCCCCGGCAGGGCCCCUGGCCCAGGGCUCCCCGGCCCGCUACCAGACCGUCAGCCAGCUGAGGGACGUGGAGCCGGGGCAGCGCUACACCUGCAGCGCCUCCAACCCUCUGGGCAAAGACCAGGCCGCCCUGUACGUCCUGGCCCCCAAACCCCCACCCACCACGGCCGGGGCCCCCCCUCCCUCCCUCCUGCUCCUCCUGUCGGCGUCUCUGGGGGCCAAAGUGCUCCUCCUGGUGGGGAUGGGGGUCUGGAUGGUCCAGGCUGGAGCUCUGCAGGGAGUCGGCUGCUGGAGGAAAUGAGUCAUGAACAAUUAUUAUUAUUAUUGUUUAAAAAUUAAACAGUUAGAUGAUUAUGGUUUUACAUUUUAUUCCUGAAUAAAUAAAAUUAGAAAAUAAAUUAUUGUUUUAUAAAUGUGUAUGUAUAAAAUGAUAGAUUAUAAUUAUUAGUAUAUAAUAUAAAUUAUUUAUUGUCAUAUAUUUAUGUGUGUGUAUAUAUAUAUCUAAUAUUUGAAUCAUGGUUUUAAAAGUUCUUUCUGAAUAAACCUCUUAAUGAGUA
Mugil cephalus (flathead mullet) is the source of this 1238-nucleotide messenger RNA. Its product is annotated as V-set and Ig domain-containing protein. The record is from RefSeq and is a predicted model, not a curated record. Gene Ontology annotation, biological process: regulation of osteoclast development; regulation of actin cytoskeleton organization; regulation of bone resorption. Lineage: Eukaryota; Metazoa; Chordata; Actinopteri; Mugiliformes; Mugilidae. Gene Ontology annotation, cellular component: plasma membrane. The transcript has 3 exons. Bases 32 to 982 code for a protein of 316 amino acids.